AGAGCUAUCAAACACCUGACACACACACAAGCCACACGCUUUAACAGACCCAUGAAACCAUAAAGACAGAGCACGUAGGCAACUUCUUGACAACCAGCUCAGAUCUUCAUAUCUUAAGAUGCUGUCUUCUCGUGCACUGGUGCGGGGACUACAGUCUGGAUUCUGGAGGAGGUUGUCGACUUCAUCUGGAGCCUGGGCUGCACACACUCAUGAUGUUGAUGUGACUGACUGCAGUGUUCCUCAGUACAACAAUCGUCUGGACACCCCACUGCCAGAUGUUCCCUUCGUCAGAAACCUCAGUGCCGAACAGAAGAAACUCAAAGAGAAGGAGAAGGGGCCGUGGACACAACUCAGCAAGGAGGAGAAGCUAGCCAUAUACAGACUCACACAUGAGCUGUCCUUCCCAGAAAUGAGGAAAGGCUCCAAAGAGUGGAUGACUGUGCUUGCGGGCGUCUUCUUCUUCCUUGGCUUCACAGGGCUGCUUGUUUGGUGGCAACGUGUCUAUGUGUACGGCGAUGUUCCACACACACUCUCUCAGGAGUGGAUUGACAAACAGACGCAAAGGAUGUUAGAUAUGAAAGUGAACCCCAUCACUGGAUUCGCUCAUAAGUGGGACUACGAAAAGAAGCAGUGGAAAUAAGUACAUUGCGAUGUAACGACAGAGAAUGUAUCAGCUUUGCACUAAUGAGGCGUUCCAAACUCAAUGCUGUUUAACUGGCAGCCUUAAAAUAUAAACCUGUGUGAAAAUUCCAAUAAAUGCACUGAAUUGAACCCUGA
Molecule: messenger RNA, 777 nt
Organism: Danio aesculapii
Lineage: Eukaryota; Metazoa; Chordata; Actinopteri; Cypriniformes; Danionidae
Product: cytochrome c oxidase subunit 4 isoform 1, mitochondrial
Exons: 5
Coding region: 119-640 (173 amino acids)
Biological process (GO): mitochondrial electron transport, cytochrome c to oxygen
Source: RefSeq, a predicted model, not a curated record